AUGGCUACUCCCUCUGCUUGGAAACUCGAUGACCAUCCUAAGCUCCCUAAAGGCAAAACCAUCGCCUUAAUCGUCUUAGAUGGUUGGGGUGAAUCUGCUCCUGAUCAGUACAACUGUAUCCACAACGCUCCUACUCCUGCCAUGGAUUCUCUCAAAAACGGAGCUCCUGAUACUUGGACUUUAAUCAAAGCUCAUGGUACUGCUGUUGGAUUACCAAGUGAAGACGAUAUGGGAAACAGUGAGGUUGGUCAUAAUGCUCUUGGUGCUGGUCGUAUUUACGCUCAAGGUGCUAAGCUUUGUGACAUCGCUCUUGCUUCUGGAAAAAUCUUUGAAGGUGAAGGUUUCAAAUACGUUUCUGAAUCUUUCGACAAGAAUACUUUGCACUUCGUUGGACUUUUAAGUGACGGUGGAGUCCACUCUCGUCUUGAUCAGCUACUGUUGUUGGUUAAAGGUUCUGCUGAACGUGGUGCUAAGAGAAUCCGUGUCCAUAUUCUUACUGAUGGUCGUGAUGUUUUGGAUGGUUCAAGUGUCGGAUUUGUGGAAACCCUUGAAGCCGACCUAGCUAAACAUCGUGAGAAUGGUAUUGAUGCUCAGAUUGCAUCUGGUGGUGGUCGUAUGUAUGUGACUUUGGACAGGUAUGAGAAUGAUUGGGAAGUUGUGAAACGUGGUUGGGAUGCUCAAGUUCUUGGUGAAGCUCCACACAAAUUCAAAAACGCUGUUGAAGCUGUGAAGACAUUGAGGAAAGAACCUGGUGCAAAUGAUCAGUAUUUGCCUCCGUUUGUGAUUGUUGAUGAUGCAGGGAAAGCGGUUGGUCCCAUUGUGGACGGUGAUGCUGUUGUCACCUUCAAUUUCAGGGCUGAUCGUAUGGUUAUGCAUGCUAAGGCACUUGAAUAUGAAGAUUUUGACAAAUUUGAUCGUGUUAGGUUCCCAAAGAUCCGUUAUGCUGGUAUGCUUCAGUAUGAUGGAGAGCUAAAGCUGCCUAACCGUUACCUUGUUUCUCCCCCGGAGAUCGAUAGAACCUCUGGUGAAUAUUUGGUCCACAAUGGUGUCCGUACUUUUGCUUGCAGUGAGACUGUCAAGUUUGGGCAUGUCACAUUCUUCUGGAAUGGAAACCGAUCUGGAUAUUUCAACGAGAAAUUGGAGGAGUAUGUUGAAAUCCCAAGUGACAGUGGAAUAUCAUUCAAUGUCCAGCCAAAGAUGAAAGCUUUGGAAAUUGGUGAGAAGGCGAGGGACGCAAUCCUUAGUGGCAAGUUUGAUCAGGUGCGAGUUAACAUCCCCAAUGGAGAUAUGGUGGGUCAUACAGGUGAUAUUGAAGCCACGGUUGUUGCAUGCGAGGCUGCUGAUCUUGCUGUGAAGAUGAUCUUUGAUGCAAUUGAACAAGUGAAAGGCAUUUACGUCGUGACUGCUGAUCACGGGAACGCAGAGGACAUGGUUAAGAGAGAUAAAUCUGGGAAGCCUGCUUUGGAUAAGGAAGGAAAGCUUCAGAUUCUUACCUCUCACACACUCAAGCCAGUGCCAAUUGCCAUUGGAGGUCCUGGAUUGUCACAAGGAGUGAGAUUCCGUAAGGAUCUGGAAACACCGGGACUUGCGAAUGUAGCUGCAACGGUGAUGAACCUCCAUGGAUUCGUGGCUCCAGCUGACUAUGAGCCAACCCUAAUUGAAGUAGCGGAGAAUUGA
Molecule: messenger RNA, 1677 nt
Organism: Arabis nemorensis
Lineage: Eukaryota; Viridiplantae; Streptophyta; Magnoliopsida; Brassicales; Brassicaceae
Source: the annotation of a GenBank genome assembly